AAGAAUUGAUCGAAGCAUUCUAAUUUUAAGUAGCUUCCGCGCCAUGACCUGGUUUACAAUAGCUGAAGUAAGCAUGGAGUAAGAAAUAAGACCAGGCGUAAAAGAAUUAAUUCAGUGUAAAAAAAACUGGCGUAAGGGCGUAAGCGAAAUAAAUUAUUUUAAUUUCGUCUUACUUCUACUCCUGCUUUUCUUAACGCUCGGUCAAUCACAGCGCAGAAGGAAAUUACCUUACUCUUAUUUCUUAUGUCUUGCUUACUCCAUGUAUUGUAGUCCAGGCCUAUUGCGCAUGUGCGGGACUUGUUAUACUCCGCUAAACACCAAUUGCCGUACCAUCACAUACGAACAUUAUUGUACACAAGUAUACACAAGUGCACACAUACGCAAGUACGUGAUAGAGAGUUUAUGUAUGUAUGCGCCAAGCGUUGAUGUCGAUGGUCGCGUCGUCGCGUCACAUUCCAUCUUCCUCGGAGAAACGAAUCGAGCGCGAAAACCUCGAAGCUCCGCGUGUUUACGAUGGAUAGCGAUGUCCGCGUGAUUAAUGUGAGUACGGACACGACCAUAUCCUUGGACGGGUCGAUCACGAUCGAGGACUCUGAGACUGAGGUGAUCGAGCUCGUCGAUACCAGUUGCGAGGCUACCUCCUACGUCGACACCAGUUGCGAGGCUGCCUCCUACGUCGACGAUGAGAAUCCGGUCUACGGCAGGAAGGAUCCCGGCAGCGUCUCAUCUUUCCCGGAAGACGUUGAAACGGCCGAGAUGACAGAGUCGCCUUCCGCUUGCACGAACAACGUUGCUCCACAGCCCAUCUUUAAGGUUAUGUUUCGUGACGAGAGUGCCUCGAGACGGUAUCGACAACAAGUAAAAGAUUUUUUGCAUGCUUUAGUGCGAUCUAAACCCUGUCAUGAAAAAGAUGAAAAUAAAUCAAGUUUGAUUUUGGAAAUUUGGAAUGAUAAAGUUGAAGAUGAAGAAAAAAAUGACAAUGAUUUGAGCAAUAAUGCAACAGAAUGCGAUGGUAUAGAUGAUUUAUUUACAAUUGAUAAACAACCAAAUGUAAAGAAUGAUUUGGAUGUCCCAACAUAUGGACAGAAAUAUGAAAAUACAUUUGAAGAAUCAAACAACGAGACACCAAAAGAUUUUGCACCAAGACUAAAUUGUUUCAAUUGUAAUGGGAAUCAUGUUUUGCGGGACUGUCCUUUGCCUAAGAAUCAAAGUAAUAUUAAUAAAAAUCGUAAAGAGUAUGCCCUAAAGUCCAACAUGGGAGUCCGAUAUCACACGAAUGAGGAUCAAAGAUUUGGUCAUAUGGUUCCUGGUCAAUUAAGCCAGAAACUACGAAAAGCUCUUGGAUUAAAAGACGAUGAAUUACCUAAGCACAUAUAUAGAAUGAGAUUACUUGGCUACCCUCCAGGGUGGUUGGAAGAAGCGCGCUUACAACAUUCUGGCUUGGCGCUGUUCAAUUCUGAUGGAGUAGCAGAAAAAGAUGUAAAUGAAGAAGAAGGCGAAAUCAUUACACAAAUAGAUAAAGAUCAAUAUGAUCUAAAAAAAAUAUAUGACUUUCCUGGGUUUAACGUGCCACCUCCUCCUGGUACUAUAGAUGAUAGUCACAAGUAUUGGGUACCACAGAUGCAAUCCACACAGAGCAAACAAAUAAUGUUAUUGCACUUGCAAGGUAAAGAAGCGGACGAUGGUUACAAACGAAAAAAAUUAAAAUUACCUCCACCAAUAAAUAAUGUAAAUACAAUAGAAACAAGUGAUAUGGAAGUAGAAACUCUAGAAGAAAAUGUUGUGGAGAAUGUGUCUAUUAAUGGGCAUUUUGUACCACCAUUACCAAAAGAAUCAUUGGAAAUACCACCAAUACCACCACCAGAAGAGUUACCUCAACCAGUAACAGAUGAUUCAGACUCGCAGUCGCAAGAAUUGCCUUCCUCCGAAUCUGCCGAUGAUAAUACUUCAAUCACAAAUUCGCCAUCUUUGUCUGAAUUAGAAAGAACGAAAAAAGCAUUACUUAUGGAAAUCGAAGAAGCCAAUUCGCAGUCUAAUUCUAAUUCUAUAUUAACUAAAAACGAUUCGAAUACUGCAUUUGUAUCUGAAAUGUCAUUUUCGAAUAUAACGGCUACGUCUUCUACUUUGAGAAAAUCAUCGAAUCAAGAUUCUGUGAAAUCGAAUUUACAGUGUUGUCCUGACAUAUCACUUAUAAACGAUUUCAACACUACGAUUACAUUGGACACGUCAGGUUCCGAUAAAUGCCUCAAUGUUACUCCAGUUCAUUCUACUCCACAGAGAUCUUUAGAUACGAGUCAAGCUUCUGUCAAGUCGAUACAUUUAGGUACACCAUUAUUGCCAAGUACCUCUCCGUAUAGUAAAUUACCGUCGUCAGAAAAAUUUUCCAGGGACAUUUGCGACGUUAUUAAUUUUGAAAAUUUGCCUGAUUCAACAGGUAAAUAUGAACAAAUGACAGGAGUCUUGCAAAAAGUUAGAAGCACUAUGGCAAGACUAUACCAACAGGAAUAGGUCAAUUAUUUAACUAGAGUGUGCAAAUCAUUUGAAUUGAAAUCGAAUUGAAUAUGAGUUCGAGUUGAGUUUAUUUUAAAAUUAAAGUUUCAAAUCAAUUACUCAAAUUCUAAUAUCGACAAUUUCGAAUUAUAGUCAGUUCGAUUUCAAAUUGAUCACUUCUCUCGUGUUUUCUAAUUCAUGUUUUUCAGCCAAUCAAUUGUUUUUUAUUGACGCAUUCGUAUCCUCGCGUGUAUAUCUGGACAGUGGUAUAAAAACUGGCGUUUUAUACAUAGUGUUGCCACGUUUAAAUUAGCAUGUAAUGAAUUUAAUGAAGUUUAAAUUUGGUUCGUAUUCGAUCUAAAAAGAUUCGAUGUGAUUUGAUUGUGCAAAACUAUAAUAACACACCUUUGUAUUUAAUCCUUUGAUGCUGAGUGACGCAUAGAUGUGUCCUGCGAAAUUAGGUACUGAUAGCGCUUAUUUCAAGCCGAAUUUUUUUUAUAAAAUGAUACAUGAAAUACCUAUGAAUCAUGGUGUUAGAAGACACACCAUGCUAACACCAUGCUAUGAAUGUUGUCAUAUAAUUCUCCUUUCUUUUAUGAGUAAGCAGUGUCAAGACGUGUUUUAAAACAGUUAAACGACGACAAAAUUUUAUAACUUCUGAAUGAUACAGAUUCGGACGUUGAGCUUGCAGAAAGAAUUAAAAUUGAGAAUUUUGAUGUGUCAGAUACUUCAAUUUAAUGAUAAACGUCCAGGGCCAGGCAAAAGAGCUAAAGAACAAAGUUAGAUACAUGAACCAUAUAAUUCUAUAAUUGUUUGAUCCAUACUAUGAGUGCAUUUCAUAUAAUAGCUGAACUAUGUAUUGAUUCUUGCUUCACCCACUUUCAUACUUUGAAAGCUUUCAAAAGAUUGAUGCUAACGCUUAGUUUACUACAAUACAGAGAAAUUGGGUUACAUUUCCAGUACGAUUUUUGUUUCUAAGACUUUUGUAAUACAAGACUUUUAAAGGUUUUUAUUUUACUAUUGUCCCGGGAACAAUCUGUCAAUUUUGUCGCACUGCAAUUAUAAUCCAAUGUCUUUAAAUUCGGCGUCAGAUAUCAGAUUAAAAUUUUUUUCUAAAAAUUGAUUUUUUUAUUCAAAAUAACCUCGGCAUAAAAGGAUUAAAGAUUGAUGUAUAUAAUAUGUUUAGAUACGCCAAAAUCAGUACAACAAGAGUCGAGAUUAUUAGGAAAAAAAGAUAAAAAAA
Molecule: messenger RNA, 3733 nt
Organism: Monomorium pharaonis (pharaoh ant)
Lineage: Eukaryota; Metazoa; Arthropoda; Insecta; Hymenoptera; Formicidae
Product: zinc finger CCHC domain-containing protein 8 homolog
Exons: 7
Coding region: 514-2508 (664 amino acids)
Cellular component (GO): catalytic step 2 spliceosome
Molecular function (GO): RNA binding
Source: RefSeq, a predicted model, not a curated record